GUGAGUGAGAGGCACCCGGAAAGUUGCAAGCCCAAGCUUCGGCCGAUUCAGCAUUGCCGCGCCAUUGACACAACAAUCCCGUUUUGGUUGAACACUUUCUCUUGCACACAACGUCAAGUCCUCCCUCUCAAAUUACUGGCCAGGCCAGACGCUCGAAGGAAAGACACUUAUGUCUUUCCUACCACGUCUUUUCAAACCGCCAGCGGUGAACUGUAGAGCAUAUUCUUCUUUUUUCUCGUCUAAACCAGGCGGAGGUCGAUACUUCAAUUCCGCUAAACCUCCCAAGCCUGUCGUUUCUUCUAGCAGAGCAAAGGUCGAUAAUGGAAACACCAGCGUCGUACCUAGCGAUGGAACGAGCAGUAGCAGCUCUGGGAAUGGGAACGGCAAGAUGAAGGUCGGAGGUGCAGAUGAAACUCCUUCGAUUCCAGCUUCGAACACAGUCGACACAGCACGAAGUAACUCUUCCCUACCAUUUGCAUCGCAGAUUUCGGCAUUUUCAAGCCAAUUUCAUCACCAAGUUCAUCCCACAAUAUCGUCACAGGAUUUCAAUCUCCACCAAUUCUUCUCGUUGCACCGACCGCUUCUGCUCUUAUCUCAACCGCCAUCUAUCAUCUUUGAGUCUGCGCCCCAGGACGCACCUCUCUUUCAGUCACUAGAAGAGGUGCCAACGACUCAAUUGCAGUCAGGGCAAUUUCCUACCCUCGACGAGCCCCCAGAAUCCUCGUUCGAGACUGACGCUGAUGCUGCGAGGCAGCUCGGUCAUGCCUUGGUCAUGAAUCGCGUGGGUGGAAUAGUAUCAUGGCAAAACACCCUGGCAAAACUUGGUUUGGGUGAGGAGACCGCAGAAGGUAGCGCGGUUAACGCGAAAGAGUCUGCACAGGAGUGGGUCACUAUCUACGCUGAUAGCACAAAGCGAAAGAAGCGAAAGAAGAUGAAGAAGCACAAGUUGAAGAAGCGUCGCAGACUCACUCGCAUGCAACGCCAGAAUGCAAAGUAGAUGAUCUCCAGUGGACAUUUGGCCACCUGGCACACCGUGAUGUAGCCUUAAUUUCUCAGAUACAUCUUUUACAUCCUGAAUUG
Messenger RNA from Suillus discolor, 1080 nucleotides. RefSeq lists its product as uncharacterized. NCBI's taxonomy places the organism in Eukaryota, Fungi, Basidiomycota, Agaricomycetes, Boletales, Suillaceae. The coding region runs from base 170 to 997 and encodes 275 amino acids. The record is from RefSeq and is a predicted model, not a curated record. The transcript has 3 exons. Gene Ontology annotation, biological process: mRNA processing.